AUGGAACUGAGAUGGUCGGGGACAGAACAGGGAACAGCGUGGCGACGUAUCUUCUCAAGAGCUUCCUCAGCUACAGAGAGUAUGCUCUCUCUCUCAACAAGGUGGAGGUCUCAUAACUCCGAUCCUCAUAACUGUGGAAUCACGCUUGAGAAGCCGGUUGAUCCUCUGGCGAUAAACAUCCAGUACCUCCGCAAGAGCACCUACCUUCGCGGCCAACCCAUCAGCGGACGACCACAACUAUCAGCCAAGAGGAGGAAGAAUACGCUCACCCAGGAGCAGCUGGAUGAGAGCUCAGGCGACGAAGCAAUCGACCUGGACUACAAGACCGGAGGCUUCCACUUCAAGGAUCAUGAGAUAAAAGGGAGGAAAUCAGCGGCUAACACCGCACUUUGA
Molecule: messenger RNA, 393 nt
Organism: Microthlaspi erraticum
Lineage: Eukaryota; Viridiplantae; Streptophyta; Magnoliopsida; Brassicales; Brassicaceae
Source: the annotation of a GenBank genome assembly